AUGGGGUGUAUUAGCUCUAGAGUCAGACAUCUUGGCCAGCUUAAUUGCAAAACUCGUAUGCCGAGACAGUUACUACACUUGUUUCAAUGUUUCAAAAAUGAUCAACAAGCACUUGACAAAGCGCAAAACUCUGUAAGUGGCAUGAACUUCAGGUCUAAGCUUCAGGCUGAACACUUGGAGAUCUUACAAUCACCAUGGUUAAUUGAACUGGUGGCUUUAUAUAUGAAUUUCAGUGAAUCAAAUGAAAUGAUCUGCUAUGAGCUUUGUAGUUAUUUCUCUUGUGAUCUCAACGUUAUAAUUUCAAAACUUGUACUGAAAUUGGUGCUUCCAGGUUAUGUAGUUCUGGAAUACAGUCUAACUUGUGCUCUUUGCUUGGUAUGA
Messenger RNA from Lactuca saligna, 381 nucleotides. The record is from the annotation of a GenBank genome assembly. NCBI's taxonomy places the organism in Eukaryota, Viridiplantae, Streptophyta, Magnoliopsida, Asterales, Asteraceae.